Molecule: messenger RNA, 733 nt
Organism: Didymella exigua CBS 183.55
Lineage: Eukaryota; Fungi; Ascomycota; Dothideomycetes; Pleosporales; Didymellaceae
Exons: 2
Coding region: 164-601 (145 amino acids)
Source: RefSeq, a predicted model, not a curated record
GAGGCGUGGGAUGACGGCUCGGCUUGGUUGUGUGUGUGAGGAUGUAGAUCGGGAUGUAGAGACAGCAUUUUGUGCGAGUCAGCGCGGUUGUUGUGUAUUUCCGCCUUGGAAUGCGGAUGGGGGCGUGGGUUAUGUAGUAGGGUAGGGGAAGUCGGUGUGGAUCAUGCAAGUAACUCAGUCUCCUGUUUAUUGUGCGCGACCGGAGGAUAUACCGCACGCGGUCAAGCGUCAUUGGCUCUCUGCAAUGUUCCUGUCCUGUCCUGUCCUGUCCUGUCCUGUCCUGUCCUAUCCUGUCCUGUCCUGUCCUAUCCUGUCCUGUCCUGUCCUGUCCUGUCCUGUCCUGUCCUGUCCUAUCCUGUCCUGUUCCUGUUCCACUCCAGCACCACCCAUUGUUCAGACUCGACUUGUCAGCUCCGCACUCUCCCUGUCAACAAAGCAAUAUAAACCUACACCACACCCCAGCCUCCGCUUCGGUGCCCGACCCCACGGGCCACGGCGAUGUGCGCUUCAACCCACCACAUCCCGCUCGUUGAGCAAAAUGCUCAGUACCCUGUGUCUCCGGCGGCGGUGGACUUUGUUGUGUAUGUCUGCGGCAUCCUGAUCUUCAACAGCACGUCAAUGGGUCCUCCCCCUGUCGUCGUCGUGUAUCCGAUGAGGUGCGGGGUUGCUGCCGCUGGUGAAACUUCCGUCGCGGGGGCGUGGCCAUAGGGCUCACUGGAAUGCUUAUAAGUGC